Molecule: messenger RNA, 579 nt
Organism: Rotaria socialis
Lineage: Eukaryota; Metazoa; Rotifera; Eurotatoria; Philodinida; Philodinidae
Source: the annotation of a GenBank genome assembly
AUGACUUUUAAAUCACUGGAUCGUCGAUUGGCUCCAUUGGCUGCUGUGUUUGCAUUUCUCGGUGUUGCACUUGGUGUUUUCGCACUUACUUUAAACUACUGGACAUAUAAAGAUUCUGAUAAUGAACUUCCUAAUGACACAAAUACAAACGAUACACAAUCCAAUAGUUAUGGUUGGAAAGGUCUAUUUAAAGAGUGUGAAAGUGAUGGAGCAUGCGUUGAUAAUUUUUUGGCACGAAUAUUCAUCGUUUGUUUGUUGGGCAUUGUAUCUUUAUUGGUUGGUGGUAUAUUUUCGGUUGUUGAUAUUCCAAAAAUAACCAAUCGUCGAUUAAUUACUCCAUUAUUAAUUUUUGUUGGUUGUGUCCUAAUGACUGUUGGUUUGGCUGAUUAUGGUUCAAUAGAUUUACUUAAUUAUCAUUGUUCGCGUGCAAUGAUGGGGGCCAUUAUUUUUGCUUGUGCAGCUUUAUCUAUUUCAGGAUUUGUUGCUGGGCAAUAUUCAGCAUUAGAGCAACGUGUUUUGAUCAACAAUGAAACUCAUGAUGUACAAAAGUAUCCAAUAACCAACGGUAAUGGUCUUUGA